AGUUAUUCGCCGCAGACCGAGUUUAGCAGCGGAAUCGAAUUUUUGCAAUUUUCAUAGACCAAGAAACCGAGUGUGCUUCGCGUGUGGAUAUUAUAAAAAAAAAGUUUUUCUGCUUGGUAAAGAUUUUCAAUACUUCAAACAGAGGUAUAUAAAACAAACAGCAAAUAAACUCCAGUGAAUUAUAAGGAAUUAAACAGUUCACAAAAUGGCACAAGAAGCUGAUAUUCCCACAUUCAAAUGCGUUUUAGUUGGAGAUGGUGGUACUGGCAAAACCACCUUCGUCAAACGUCAUAUGACAGGCGAAUUCGAAAAGAAAUACGUUGCUACACUCGGUGUCGAGGUUCAUCCACUUAUUUUCCAUACAAAUCGUGGCGCAAUCCGUUUCAAUGUCUGGGACACCGCUGGUCAGGAGAAAUUUGGUGGUUUGCGUGAUGGCUACUACAUUCAGGGACAGUGUGCUAUUAUUAUGUUUGAUGUAACCUCACGUGUAACAUAUAAGAAUGUACCCAAUUGGCAUAGAGAUUUGGUGCGUGUAUGUGAAAAUAUACCAAUUGUCUUGUGCGGCAAUAAGGCUGAUAUCAAGGAUCGUAAAGUCAAGGCUAAAAGUAUUGUUUUCCAUCGAAAAAAGAAUUUACAGUACUACGAUAUCUCUGCGAAGUCAAAUUAUAACUUUGAAAAGCCCUUCUUGUGGUUGGCACGAAAAUUGGUAGGCGAUCCAAAUUUGGAGUUUGUCGCUAUGCCAGCGUUACUACCGCCAGAAGUCAAGAUGGACAAGGAUUGGCAGCUGCAAAUCGAGAGAGAUUUACAAGAAGCUCAAGAAACCGCAUUGCCAGAAGAGGAUGAGGAUUUGUAAAUUUAUCUAAGCGCAGAUUUUUUUGCAAUUAAUUAUAAUAAUAGAGAAAACUUAAAAUUCUAAAAAAUACUGAGAAAGUGAAGAUGGCGAGAAACAAUAAAACAUAUUAAAAUAAAUAUAAAGUGCUGACAUUUUGAUAUUUGUUGGAAAU
Ceratitis capitata (Mediterranean fruit fly) is the source of this 1004-nucleotide messenger RNA. RefSeq names its product GTP-binding nuclear protein Ran (gene Ran). Gene Ontology annotation, molecular function: GTP binding; GTPase activity. Gene Ontology annotation, cellular component: cytoplasm; nucleus. The transcript is spliced from 3 exons. The record is from RefSeq and is a predicted model, not a curated record. The coding region runs from base 206 to 853 and encodes 215 amino acids. Lineage: Eukaryota; Metazoa; Arthropoda; Insecta; Diptera; Tephritidae. Gene Ontology annotation, biological process: ribosomal subunit export from nucleus; protein import into nucleus.